Pleuronectes platessa (European plaice) is the source of this 1122-nucleotide messenger RNA. It is a transcript of the gene ch25hl2, whose product is annotated as cholesterol 25-hydroxylase like 2. Lineage: Eukaryota; Metazoa; Chordata; Actinopteri; Pleuronectiformes; Pleuronectidae. Gene Ontology annotation, biological process: sterol biosynthetic process; cholesterol metabolic process. The record is from RefSeq and is a predicted model, not a curated record. Gene Ontology annotation, molecular function: iron ion binding; steroid hydroxylase activity; C-4 methylsterol oxidase activity.
GGAGGUGGAUGGGUCGGAGGUGGGGCUUGAAUAUACAUAAGAGGCUAAGACAGCCCGCCAGUCCAAUUUGGCACAAUCUCGCCAGACAAUUUGCUCUUGCCUAACCUAUAAAGAGAAGCUGAUCGGAUCUCUCCGUUCGUUUAGACUCUGUUUAUCCUCUCCAGAAGCGUGUUAGAAAAUAAUCCUCUUGAAUCUGCCCUCUUUUGAAAGAGAGACGCCUUGUUAGUGAUGAGCACGGGCAGGUUACUCAGAACUGAGGCUUUAUCCUGGAUGACGAAUGUGGACAACGUGACAUGGGGCCAGUCCAACGACUUGGUCCUGCAGCCCCUUUGGGACUUCCUCCAUCAGAACCACCACGACCUUCUGACGAGCCCUCUCAUCCCUGUGUUCCUCUCCGUCACCACCUACUUCUUCCUGGUAGCUCUUUACACCGUUCUGGACCUGCUGGCUCCCACCUGGCCUAGCAUCAACCGCUACAGGCUCCAUCCUGACAAACCAAUCUCCUGGCCAAACAUCUGGACGACCCUGGGCAUCACCAUCUACAACCACCUUCUGUACAUCUUUCCUGCUGCAGUUGCCCAGUGGCUGUGGAGGCCGCCCACCCCUCUGCCUCGUGAAGCACCCUCUCUCUGGAGCUUCUUCCUGGGCAUCCUGGGCUGCAUGGUAGUCUUCGACUUCCAGUAUUACCUGUGGCACCUGCUGCACCAUCGGAUUCCCUGGCUGUAUCGCACCUUCCACGCCGUGCACCACCAGUACAACCAGCCUUUCAGCCUGGUUACCCAGUACCUGUCUGGCUGGGAGCUGUUCAGCGUGGGGUUGUGGUCUACGGUGGACCCAAUCCUGCUCCAAUGCCACUGCCUCACAACAUGGGGCUUCAUGGUGUUCAACGUCUAUGUUUCCACCGAGGACCACUGCGGCUACAACUUCCCAUGGGCCAUGCAUAACCUGGUGCCCUUUGGCCUCUGGGGCGGUGCUCCCAAGCAUGACACACACCACCAGAGACCCAGCACCAAUUUUGCCCCAUUCUUCUCUCACUGGGACUGGCUGGGGGGCACCCACACCGUGUCAACUCCCGCCACGUUGCCAGACAAGCUGAAGGGGAGAAAAAACGAAAGAGCUUGA